This is a messenger RNA of Necator americanus (New World hookworm), 786 nucleotides long. RefSeq lists its product as uncharacterized. The record is from RefSeq and is a predicted model, not a curated record. The transcript has 9 exons. Bases 1 to 786 code for a protein of 261 amino acids. Lineage: Eukaryota; Metazoa; Nematoda; Chromadorea; Rhabditida; Ancylostomatidae.
AUGUGCGAUGCUUUAGCGGAAUUAGGGGAAGAAGGAAACGAAGACUAUGUGGUUUGCAACUGCAUGCACAGUUUCAUCGCAUGUCUCGCUUUCCAGGUGUUCGAUUUUUUCGGUGUUGGUAUAGCACUCGUAGCAUAUGGCGCAUUGAAUUACUUCCAGGAGACUUCCUUAUACACUACACUACCGUUUGUCGUCCUUUUAUUUUUCGCUGCUGCUUUGCCUUUAGGAGUUGUAGGUCUCCUUUAUCAGCGUCCGAAUUUGCUUGUAGUUUACAACACGAGAUUGUCUAUAGUUGUACUAUGGUCGUUGGCGUGGAUGACCUUUUCUUUGUUGUCAAAGGAAGGCAUCCUCGGUUUCGCAGUUUCUCUUUUUUGGUUUCUGGCCGCUCUAUGCUACUUCUGGGGCCUUUUUGUCACAAGUAAAGCGCUUAACUAUGUGACUACUCAUUAUAGGGGCUACGAUGAUGUUGAUCCUGAGCGAGUGCAGUUCAUUGAGCAAAUGCUUCGAGAUAUGAUUGACGAAAUCAAACAGAAAGAGCUUGACAUUGCCGCUGGAUUGAUUCCGAAAGAUGGAUUAAGUGGAGACGUUGCACCUCCCGUUCCCAAACAAGAAGUUUCCGCGAAAGAGGUCGAAAGGAACGUGAAAUUCGAUGAAUCUAAUGAUCGAGUAGCGCCUGUCGCAAAGGUUACACAGUCCAAGUUCCAUAUUUCAUGGCAAUUACAUUACCAAUACAUUCAAUGUAAAUUAAUCGAAUGUCUUCGCUCGAUAUCUUCAAAUAAAAAUUAG